CCUGUGAAGAGCAGAACUCGAGAGUUUAGGGCCGUAGCUGGUUGCUGAGGACACGGACAACGAAGCCCCAGCAGCUGGGAAUCUCCUUCCACCACCAAUCCCGAAAGGAGGUUCCCCCAUCCCCCGCCUGCGGCCGGCUCCUCCUCGUCCUCCAUCCCACUGAAGCCCUGCGAGAUGCUGCGGCUUUGACUCCGCUCUUCCCCGCCCCUGUCACUGCAAGGGGGAGACCCACAGCCACCCGGCCGCCCCGCGGCGGAGGAGGAGGAGGACGAGGAAGACACGGUCCCGGCUCCGGCCCUGCCGGCACUCGCCACCAUGAGCAACAGCCAGCCGCAGCAGCAGCAGCCGCCUCCGCCGAGGAGAGUAACCAAUGUGGGUUCGCUGCUCCUUACCCCGCAGGAGAACGAGGCACUUUUCAGCUUCCUCGGCAAGAAAUGUGUGACUAUGUCUUCAGCGGUGGUACAGUUAUAUGCAGCAGAUCGAAAUGGCAUGUGGUCAAAAAAAUGCUGUGGUGUAGCGUGUCUUGUGAAGGACAAUCCACAAAGAUCUUAUUUUAUCAGAGUUUUUGAUAUCAAGGACGGGAAACUACUAUGGGAACAGGAGCUGUACAAUAACUUUGUAUAUAAUGGUCCUAGAGGAUAUUUUCAUACCUUUGCUGGUGAUACAUGUCAAGUUGGUCUUAAUUUUGCCAGUGAAGAAGAAGCAAAAAAAUUUCGAAAAACAGUUACAGACCUUUUGGGGCGUCGACAAAGAAAAUCUGAGAAAAGACGAGAUCCCCCAAAUGGUCCAAAUUUACCAAUGGCUACUGUUGACAUAAAAAAUCCAGAAAUCACAACAAAUAGAUUUUAUGGUCCACAAGUCAACAACAUUUCUCACACCAAAGAAAAGAAAAAAGGAAAAACAAAAAAGAAAAGAUUGACUAAAGCAGAUAUUGGAACGCCAAGCAAUUUUCAGCAUAUUGGACAUGUUGGUUGGGAUCCUAAUACAGGUUUUGAUCUGAAUAACUUAGAUCCAGAAUUAAAGAAUCUCUUUGACAUGUGUGGAAUCUCAGAGGCACAACUUAAAGACAAAGAAACAUCGAAAGUUAUAUAUGAUUUCAUUGAAAAAACAGGAGGCGUGGAAGCUGUUAAAAAUGAGCUACGAAGGCAAGGUAAUUUUUUAUUUUUAACUUACCCGCCACCCCCUCCUCCUCCCCCUGGGCCGCCUCCUCCUCCUGGGCCAUCCUCUGAUGGGGAUCACCAACUUGUGGCUCCUGUGGGAAACAAAGCAGCUCUCCUAGAUCAAAUCAGGGAGGGCGCCCAGCUAAAGAAAGUGGAACAGAACAGUCGUCCAGUGUCGUGCUCUGGAAGGGAUGCACUUUUAGACCAGAUACGACAGGGUAUUCAGCUGAAGUCUGUAGCUGAUGGCCAAGAUUCUGUGCCCCCUACACCUGCACCCACCUCAGGAAUUGUAGGUGCAUUAAUGGAAGUAAUGCAGAAAAGGAGCAAAGCCAUUCAUUCUUCAGAUGAAGAUGAGGAUGAAGAUGAGGAAGAGGAUUUUGAGGAUGAUGACGAAUGGGAUGAUUGAUCAAUAUAUAUUAUAUAUAUAUUUUUUAAGAUGAAAUACUAAACACUACUUUCUGUCUAUGGAUUCUGUAAAAUUAUCAUGUAAAUGUUCUACCAAUUUGCUGUAUAUUUUUGUUGCCUUUUGCUUUUUUUUUUAUUAAUCUGUGCAAUACCUCAUUUAAUCUGUAAAGGUUUGUCAUAAUCCUCUAAAAAGCUACUCCCUGUUACUGUGUGCAAGUUUACAUCAGGAUGCUCAGUUGACUUGUGAAUAUUGUUUAUUCCAUCCAUAAGGGAGUUUAAAUGUAAUAUGUGAGACUGACAAAAACCUUAUUGUAAUUUAGUUAUAAUGCAAGAAGGAAAAACACUAUUUUCAUACCCUACUUUUCUGUAUCUAAAUUUUCUUAUUAAAAAUCUAGUCUAGCACUACAUUCUUUUUAAGCAAUGCAGACAGUUUAUUUAACCCCUUCGUUUUGAAUACAAAGCUAUGUGAAUGUUGAGGCUGGUACAUUUGCACAGUUCUCAGAACAUCCCUACACUGAUGCAAUUUCUCACAUUUCAGCAAUAUGUUUUACAUAAAAUCACUACAAAAUGAUAGUUGUGAAAAAUCAAUCCACCUCUUAGAACAUAGCAGUAUUGUUUGCUGUUAGCCAGCAGCGGUCAUUAAAAGCUCAGAUUCCUAGAAGCCCUUCUGCACCUGGCAUAAACUGUGGCGUUGUGUUUAUGCUAUGACACGUUUAACAGCAUCCACCUGGCCAGCAGGCAAGCUUAAGGCUUUCAUUUUUCUUGUGAAUAAAGUCUCCAAGAUGUCGGA
Messenger RNA from Gracilinanus agilis (Agile Gracile Mouse Opossum), 2355 nucleotides. RefSeq names its product WASP like actin nucleation promoting factor (gene WASL). NCBI's taxonomy places the organism in Eukaryota, Metazoa, Chordata, Mammalia, Didelphimorphia, Didelphidae. The coding region runs from base 316 to 1566 and encodes 416 amino acids. The transcript is spliced from 11 exons. The record is from RefSeq and is a predicted model, not a curated record. Gene Ontology annotation, cellular component: plasma membrane. Gene Ontology annotation, molecular function: actin binding; small GTPase binding. Gene Ontology annotation, biological process: actin filament organization; regulation of Rho protein signal transduction.